Polypterus senegalus (gray bichir) is the source of this 7094-nucleotide messenger RNA. RefSeq names its product neurite extension and migration factor-like. Gene Ontology annotation, cellular component: nucleus. The coding region runs from base 682 to 4941 and encodes 1419 amino acids. The transcript has 7 exons. Gene Ontology annotation, biological process: negative regulation of cell-matrix adhesion; negative regulation of cell-cell adhesion mediated by cadherin; negative regulation of cell adhesion mediated by integrin. The record is from RefSeq and is a predicted model, not a curated record. Lineage: Eukaryota; Metazoa; Chordata; Cladistia; Polypteriformes; Polypteridae.
GGCCCAGCUGCAAAAAAAAAAAAAAAAAAAGAAAAAAGAAAAAAAUCACUGUAACAAUGGCAGCAUCCAGCACCUUUAGGAUGGCAGAUUAGUGAAGGGAUCGCAAUAUAAAUAAGCACACUGGAGGCUAAAAAGGCAUUACGGAAGCUAAACACAAAGAAAUCGAUCUCCGUACGGAAAUGUUAUAAGUCGUUGUUUCUUUCGUGGUACAAGAGGAAAGCAGUAAAAUAAAAUGGAGUUGCAGCAGAGGAGAAAUGCGCUGGCUCCAUCAUCGUUAGGAGGCGCGUCCACCUGCUGAUACUAGAGGUCCAGGCUGAAAUAAUCAUGGAGAAGUGGCUGGACUGAGGAAAAUAUAUUUUUGUCAUUCUGCAAAGGAGGAGGGGGGUAAUUCAGGGCGAAGGGGAAGACGAGCGAGGUUUGGGUGCUAUCAGAGGUUAUCACUGAUCUGCCCUGCUACUAAUUAUCAGCAAACACUGAAUCACAACAGCCUUUAACACUUUCAUGAAGGAUAACUAGGAAAUAAUGACUUAAUCAGUAGAUAUCUACGGAUCUUCACACCUCAUUGUAGAUGCCAACUCAGACUUUAUGAAGCUGAAAAAUCCAAGAAUGUAUUUGAAAUGAAACCAGCGUGUGUUGAAUAGCCAUAAUGAUGAAUGAAAGAGGAAGAACCGAGCAAAAUUGAUGGAUGUUCUGCAAGAUAACUCCUCGGCACAAGAACAGAGUCCAGUAUUGAUUAAUGGGGUGAAUGAAAAUGAAUCACUUGAAGUGGGGAAUGAUGUGAGGCCGUUGGCUUCCACAGAAGUUGCAGUUAUAGUUUCCUCUCCAUCUGCAGAAUCUAAUUGCUCCCAAAAAGCAAAUCAUUUGUAUCACAGAAACUUACCACUGCUGACUUCGAAGGAACCCUGCAUGCUAAGUCCUCCAUCUCCUUUAAGAUUGACUGAUGUACCAGAACAGAAUUCAAAUGACUCCUCUACUCAAACAAUCUCACUUACAUCUUGUGCUACAAAGGUUGUGAGUCCCUGGUCCUUGCCAGAGGAUUGUGAAAGAACUUCAUUUACAAUAAUGGAACCCGGAGGUAUAUCAACUUUAUCUAAUGACUGUCUAAUGCAGCAGAGCCGAACUUGCUUGGGUUGUUUUAUUGAAUCAAAAGAUGGUGUUGACCCAGAGCCAGGAAUUAGUCUGAAAGUGGGUGAAAUAAACAGGGAUUAUGACACUUGUUCCAUUUCAGAUAUUCAAUGCAUGAGCACAGGAGAAGGUGCAAGAUACGGUGAACAGUUGCUUUCAGAUCAGCUAUUAAGCUUUCCUUUGCAUAAAUCAAGGACAAUGGAUAAAAAAGAUUUGGAAAAGUCAGACAGUGAUUCUGAAGAUGCCACACCAAAAAAUUACUAUGAGGGAUUAUUGUUAGACAAAUGUAGUGGAGAUGAGGGUCUGUUGUCAAAUACCAAUCAAGACUGGGGUUAUUUUGAGUCUUUUAUUAGUGAAAGUAAGAUUGAGCUCCUUGACCUUUGCUCCAGGAAUGAGCUGUCAGUGAACCUGUUUUCAGAAGAGGAUGUAGAUAAUUACAUGUUUGAUGAUGAUGAUUCCACACUUAGCAGUGAUGUUUGCUCCCUAAAAAUUAGAUACGAGUCCUUCCAAGACAACAUUCGAGAGAAAAGCAGUGCACUUCAGGAGGAGACACAGUUUAAUUUUUUCCCCAAUGUCCUAGUAAAUUGUACAAAAAAAGAAAAUAACAGUGUUAAGAAGAAUAUUGAAACUAUACAGUUUAAAACAGAUGAGAUCAGUCUUUGGACUAAUGAAGAAAAAGCAGAUAGUCCUGCUGAGCCAGCAUCGUAUUUGACCCCAAAAAGAAGUUUUUUCUUUGAUUCAAACAAUUCUGCAGAGGAUUCAGGUGAAUAUAGUGAUGACAGUUCUUGCACUGGCUCUUCUUAUGAUACCUUUAGAGAAGUCAAGGACUGUGGCCAGCUGCUAUCCAGAGAAAAUUCAAGUUCAUCUAGCCAACUCAACUAUGGCUUGCGAGCUAAGCGGAAAGUCAGAUAUAGUGAUGAUUAUCUGUAUGAUGUGGAUUCCAUUGAUAGUGAAAAGAAUGUAGAAAAAAGAGAAGCACAACCUUUUGGACCUAAAGAGGAAGAUGAUGAUGACUGGUGUCCAAAAAAGAGAAGAAAAUCUUCACGCAAAGAGCCCCCUGUUAUCAUUAAAUAUAUCAUUAUUAACCGGUUCAAAGGAGAGAAACAUAUGCUAGUAAAACUGAGUAAAAUAGAUCCCACUCACAUCACGGUGAACUUGAAUGCUGAACUCCUGAGUCAAUAUGAAAAAAUGGCUCCUUUGAAGGACUUUUGGGAAAAACAACAGCGUGAUAGAAAUGAGUUACUCAGCAGGGCUCAUAUGAACUUGAACAGCUCCAACCGUCUUUCUGGUUCCAUUCCACCAAAAAGAAAACAUAAAAUUGCCAGUAGACUCAGAAUUCAGCGAAUUCAAGCUGUUGAGCAUUCAUUGAGUAAGCAGGGAUCUUUUUCAUUUGAGCACAAACAAAGUAUCAUUGGUAAAAGUGAUGCCACCCUAACUGGCAUGUCUUUAACAAUUGCUACAGCCAACCAUGCAAGCAGAUUAGAGGCUACUGACAUCAGGCAUAUUGGCUCUGUCAAAAGCAUAACACAAGAAAGGGAUGAGAGGGGAACUGAAAAUAAAAUUAUAAGAUUAAAAAAAUUCAAAAGUGAAGCUAGGCUGAAAAGCAAAAAGUUAAAAAUUUUGCAAGACACUGAAAAUGUGAAAAAUCUAGCUGAACCUUCCUCUGGGACAGAAAAUGGUGACAAUGAGAACUGUGUGAAGAACGUGGGUAGUGAAAUAGCUACACAAAGCCCCCAGAUGGAUGAAAACCUCCCACAAGAUAAUUCUACCAUAGGAGAAAAAAUAGUUUUCAUGCCAGCCACUUGCUCUGACAGUGAACCUGCACCACCUACUGAAAUUGCUGGAAAUGUCCCGGUUGUUCCUGGAGGCUAUCUGCAAACGUUGUUAGAUGCUUCUGAUUCUUCAAGUAGUUCUGGUAUUUCCUAUUUCCCCCAGCACUCUUCUGGACAACCACCUGAUGACAUAUCCCAAACUGAAAAGCAGUUCACCUCUUUACAACUUGCACAGAGCUGUGUUCUCUCCCCACCCUCUGAAUCAGAGCUACAGCAGUCGCCUCACCAUUUGGAAAUGGAGCAAAAUUUCUCACAUAUUUGGCAGCCUGGUUCCAGCCAAGCAUUUGGGCCCCAUGUUGCUGACAAUUCUUUGCAACCUAACAACUUUAAUGGACCCUUAUCUGUCCAAAUGCCAGACAGCUUGUCUGUUUCAGAAUAUACGCAACUAAGCUUGAACAGUAGCCGGCUUCCUUAUCAUAAGAGUUAUUUGCAUGAUCAACCAUUGCCAUCUGAUAAUGAUUAUCAGACUUGUCAGUUACCCUGCGGUGAGCCACAUUUCCAAUUUCAACCUGCAUCUCUUAGUUCAGAUGAUGGCAGAGUGGUCACUUUUGAUUCAGGGGGUUCCAUGGCUGGCUCUUCUAGCAACUAUAACACUUUAACUCUGAAGCCAUGCGAUAAAGAUGGAGAAGAUGACAUUAAUGAUAACUUUUUAGCUCACUGCAGUCCAAAACUUGUUAUUCAACAGAGUGUAGAUGAAAUUGUGCCCCUGAAGGAGUCUGCAGAUCUACUGGACAUCUCAAAUUUUACUCCUGAUAAGUUUAGACAUUCAUCCCUGUCGGAAAUGUCACCUCCUGACACUCCCAAUUUGUCUCCUCAGGCAGGUGGGUUAGAAAACAAAUCUACUGGCAAGUCUAAAGAUUUCCAAGAAACAUCUGAAGGCAUUCUGAGUAGUUCACAAGAGAUUAAAUGGAACUGCAGUGUCCCACAGCAGAAUCAGCAUACCGAUUCUUUCCUCGUGAACAGUCAUCAAUUUCAGUUUCACAUGUUCAAUGAUGAUGAUCCUGUUGGCCUGGUGGAAAAGCCUUCUUGCCAGGAGGCUUUUGACAAGCAGUUAUGUCAAAACAGCAGCUCCCCAAGACUGUCAAAAUCUAAGAAAAAAUCAUCCCCAAAGCAAAAUAUAGGAAUGGAUCAGAAAAUUACAAAGAGAGCAAAAGUGCCGAAAGCUUCCAAGUCAACUGAGAAAAAUAAAAAUCCCCGCCAAGGUUCCAGAUCAACAAAGAAACAAAAAAAUUCUACGGAUGCAAAGAAUGGUAAAGCACAGGGAACAAAUGAAAAACCACAAGGGAAAUUUCGAAAUAACAUUGCACCACCAACACAGAUGCUUAAAGAUGGUAUUACUGUUCAUAAUCCAGCCUCUAGUGUCUCUGGUUUACCUGGAGAAUGGCCUUUAAGUAAAGAAGCAAAUGCAUGUUGGUCGGAAACGAAUGCAGCACACAACAAAAACCUCCUUGAUGACGAUCAGAGAGAGUUUGAAGAGCCCUGUAACAUCCUGUCCAACAUUGCAUCUGGAAUGGCUGAGGUUCAGAGAUUCAUGAUGGCUUCUAUUGAACCCCUCUGGGGCCCUGCCUCUGGUGUCUGCCAUCCUCCUGAAGCCAACAGCCUCAAGCUGAAAACCCUAAAAAUCCUUGCCAGCACACCCCCAGACUCCAAAAAAAAGGGCAGCAAUACUGGUGUAACUCCAGGUCUGUCUAAAACUCGCAAGCCAUCCAGCAAGGGAAGUAAAAAUCAGGGUAAAACAAGCAUUUCUAACCCCAGUGUCCCAAACACUCCAGGGGAAUGUGGUCCUAAUGCGGCAAGGAGUUUGUUUGAUAAAAGUGGCCAUAAUCUAACCUGUUCAGCCAGUAAUGGUCCUGCGCAUAAAAAGAUGUACCGCCACAAAACAAGUGCAAAAUUCCCAAGGGAUGAGAAUGGUAAGGGAAAACGAGCUGAUCGAGACCAGAAUAAGGAUUUAGCAGUGAUGACCUCUUUUGAAAAACUGAGGUAAUAUUCCGUUCCUCUGGCUGCAGUGCACCCCUUCAAACUUUCCUUCCACCUGCUAAGCCCCUCUGACCCUCGUUUUACCCUCUAGACUCAACUAUGAGUUGCAUGGCAAAGACAUUCCCCUUUUUUUCAGAGAGAAAACAACUUGCAUGAAAAUUCUUGUACUUGCAAACUACCUAUUGACUAAUUGUUUCCAGCAUGGCUGGGUUUUAUCUGCCAUGUCUGCAAUUUUUGCUAUGUUGCUGCUUCAGAUUUUUAUGUUUUUUUUUUUUGUUUUGGUUUUAUGUUUGUUUAUGCUUUUUUAAUGAAAAGCCUUGAUAUUUUUAUUGAAAAUACUAAGCCUUUUUGUGAAAUGUAAUUUUGUGUGGCAUUUGCUGCCCCUCCCAAACAGUUCUCUCUUUAAAUAUGUAUCUGUAUACAGACACUUAAAAACGUAAGCACCUGUCUUUUAUAUGCAGAAACGGGAUAACCCUACUCCUCCACCUGCAUUUUCACUGCCUGAAAGCAUCACAAGGCACAAUGAUUUUAUCACUCUGUUCAAUAGAACAUAGUUCAUCCUCAGAACAUGGAACAUUUUGAUUUUGCUAAAAGAAAGCGGACUUCAUUUUUCUUAACUCAAAAAGGGGCCUUUUUUCUAUUGCAUAUAGUGUCUGAAGAGAUUCUUGGAAUGGUAUUAUUUACGUUACUGUCAGAAAUACUUUGUGGAUUUUUGCUUUUCCUUUUUUUUAUUAUUAAAAGGGAUGUCCUUAAGAAUCAUUUCUUAGUAAGCCCGGACAAUUAAUGAUAGAGAUUUCAGUUUGAUGUUUCAAAAAGUGGAAUUUUUGCUAAUGCAGUUGUACAGAAAAACAUAUGCACUACUUGCAAAAAUUAAAUACACGUGCCAAACAAUGUGACUGUACAGACAAUUUUCUACGUGAACACUUCAUUUUUUUCUUUGUUUUUCAGUCUUGUGCAGAAAAAGAAAAACAUUCCAGAACUUUUUUCUUCCCUUUUUUUUUUUAUUUUUUUUUUAUUUUUUAAACUCAAUCCCAUUGAGAAGCACCUGCAGCUGACAGUGGUACAACACUUUGACCAAAACCUAAAGACUGAUGUCUCUUUUUUUUUAACAAAUUUAAAUUACCUCGACAUUACCCAGAAAUUCAAUUCUGUGGAUUAUCAAAAUCCUAUUGAAAGCUGACAAAACAUUUUUCUAUUCAGGAUGAGGAAAUUGUUGACAUUAAUACCACUUGUGUUUUAUUGGAUUCUAAAGGAAACCUGAAAGGCAUCAGAAGUUGCAGGUAUUGAAGUCCAGUACUUUUUGGCAGAUCUUAUCUUUAUGGAGAGCUGCAACUUUUCCACCUUUUCACAGGCGGCACUUCAGUCCCUUUACAACAACCAGCUGAAUCUUGAUGACAUUUUAGCAGUGGUUACCGACAAUGCAUCAUACUGUCUGAAAGCAUUCCAGGAAGUUUUUAAAGGGGUUAUGCCUAACAGUGUACAUUCAACCUGCUUGUGUCAUGUCAUCAGUUUGGUGGGAGAGACCUGGGAGAUGAAUAACCUUCUUGUCACUGAACAAGACUACCUGAUGAAUGGAACUGCAAAAUAAGUUCCCUUACGAGUGGACGUUUGUGGCAUCGGUAAUGGCCAGUGUUUGCCUUGGAGACUCCUGCCUUCACAGAUCUGAAUGUAUCUCAUCAUGAACUUACAGAAACACAGGGGUACCAUUGUUGAGCUGCUGUUUUUUUAUGGUGCUAAGGGAAUCUGCUUGUCCUAGAGACAUUGUCUGUGCCCUUUUUUAAGAAUGUAUUCGAUAAUGUCAUGUUUGAUGUUCUUAUACCAUGGUUUUGACAUUAAUUAGAUUAAAUUUGCCUUUUUCCUCUCAAAUAAUAAAUAAAUAUAAACUAUCAAGCUUUAUAAAUAUUAUCCAGAAGUGUUUCCCAUGGGAUUCAUAAGGAACUCCAACAUCUUAACAAAAUCUUGUAUAUUUUUCAGUGUGCCAAUUUGUAAAAUAUUUUGUAAGUGUAUAUUUUUCUUAGAAAGUGCUGUGAAGUAUUUGUGUGCGUGUGUGUGCGUGGGCACCCUUUAUGACACCGGAUGGAUGGUGUUAAUAAAAGGAUGUAUAAUGACAACAAGUUUCUGGUUUUAAAAACCAAAUUCAAGUGAAAAUGGAAAAAAAAA